This is a messenger RNA of Girardinichthys multiradiatus, 1211 nucleotides long. It is a transcript of the gene foxq1a, whose product is annotated as forkhead box Q1a. The record is from RefSeq and is a predicted model, not a curated record. The transcript has a single exon. The coding region runs from base 145 to 885 and encodes 246 amino acids. Lineage: Eukaryota; Metazoa; Chordata; Actinopteri; Cyprinodontiformes; Goodeidae. Gene Ontology annotation, molecular function: DNA-binding transcription factor activity, RNA polymerase II-specific; RNA polymerase II cis-regulatory region sequence-specific DNA binding. Gene Ontology annotation, biological process: cell differentiation; regulation of transcription by RNA polymerase II; anatomical structure morphogenesis.
GGUGAGAUGGGCUCUAGUGAUCUGGCAAGUAUGACUGGAAAGACAUUCGUCCUGAGAGACUCCCCAAAGCACCGCGGGUCUUGACUCACAUAACGGCUUUUCUGCGCUUUACACUGGAUCUUGAAACUCAGCACCUCUCGCAGCAUGAAGUUAGAAGUGCUGUGUGGAAACCAUGAUAUGAAGCACUUUAAGACGCACUGUAAAGGAGAGGGGAAUGAGCAAUCUCCUCUCUCUUCAGGGGAGGAGCUGGGGUCCGAUGGAGACUGCGUGGCCAACAGCCCUCCACUCGUUACUCCAGGUGAGAGUAGCAAAUCCAAACCAUACACACGGAGACCCAAGCCCCCGCUUUCCUACAUCGCUCUGAUCGCCAUGGCUAUCCGGGACUCUCUCACCGGACGUCUGACUUUGGCGGAGAUAAACGACUACCUGAUGAAGAAGUUCCCCUUCUUCAGGGGCAGCUACACCGGCUGGAGGAACUCUGUGCGACACAACCUGUCUCUGAAUGACUGCUUUCUGAAAGUGCUCAGGGACCCGUCCAGGCCCUGGGGAAAAGACAAUUAUUGGAUGCUCAACCCUAAGAGCGAAUACACGUUCGCUGAUGGGGUGUUCCGACGCAGGAGAAAGCGCAUCAACAAGCCGUUCAGCCGGAAGCCGGAGGUGUCGGAGCGCGCAGAGGAGCCUCGGGUUACCGACAAACCUAACCCAAGCACCAAGACUGAGCCCUGUCCCAAGUUUACAAGCUCAUUUGCUAUUGAGAGCAUCCUCAGCAAGCCCUUUAAAGAGGACUUAACAAGGCCGCCUUUUUACCCUGCAUGUAUCUGGUCAUACUCUGAACUUAUGAUGCAUCACUCAGACUCAUCCGCUUUCCCCCCAUACGUUUAUUAGGCGGGCUGCUUUUUGGACUUAAACGCCUGGUGCUGGGAUGCUUUCAUGAACAGAAAACAAAACUGACUCAUUUGUUGUUUUCUAUCUCUUGUUUGAUGAUUAAAAUCAUCAGUAAAUGUAGAUACUUUAAUUUAUUACCUUAUUGUUGGUGGCAUGUUUUUUUUUUUUUUUUAUACUUUGCAUCCUCACUUGUUCUUUGUUUAAUAUUUUGUUAGCAACAAUGAAUUGUACACUUUUACCUUUAUUUGUUUGACUCUCAAAAAGCACUUUGUUUAUCUGUGUCAAAAACUUCAUAAUAAAAAUUACAAAAAAGAACAACAAAAAAA